AUGGAUGAUAAGCCCGGAAUGGACGCAACACAGAUAAGACUCUAUUUAUCUGAAUGUCGAGAAAUCGACGGGGAAUUUAACUUAGUUCUCAAUUCAGAAAAGGACAAGAAAAAGAUCAGUGUUAAAUCGUUCAACGAUCUACAGGCAAUAAGACUCAGGUAUCAGGACCUUGUGGAUGACCUGAUUGCGGAAAAUAGUCUGCUAGCAGGCAGACUUAUGGAAGCAAGAACACACAAACCACAUGGUGGGGUCAAGCAGCAAAAGGCUACAGCCCUUGCAGCCGAGUUGGCUAGUAAGCCAAAGAAACCAGCUAUGGCUGGUGCAUCGGUAGCAGGAGGCUCCAAGCCUGUGAAGAUGACGUACGCCGAAAGGGUACGAUUCCGUGAACCGAUAACAACGGAUACGGAAGCGACAGCUACCAGCGAUCAGUUUACCGUCGUGAGAAGGAGGAAAAACAGGAAGGCGAAAACCAAGAAGCAAAAUGUGACCUCAGGGACAGACUCUGGUACCGAGACAAGAUCCAAGGUCAAAACAGAUGUACAGAAGAAAGCUAAGGCGGAUAGGCUCAAGAAAAUAGAGCCGCCUAAAACGUUCACUGUCGGAGUAGGUACCUCCACCGUAGGGGACGUGAAGAAGACCUUAUGGUCUGACCUUCUUAAACAAUUAGAUGCACCGAACAUC
Messenger RNA from Cinara cedri, 681 nucleotides. The record is from the annotation of a GenBank genome assembly. Lineage: Eukaryota; Metazoa; Arthropoda; Insecta; Hemiptera; Aphididae.